This is a messenger RNA of Epithele typhae, 1293 nucleotides long. RefSeq lists its product as uncharacterized. Bases 1 to 1293 code for a protein of 430 amino acids. NCBI's taxonomy places the organism in Eukaryota, Fungi, Basidiomycota, Agaricomycetes, Polyporales, Epitheliaceae. Gene Ontology annotation, molecular function: protein binding. The transcript has 5 exons. The record is from RefSeq and is a predicted model, not a curated record.
AUGCUAAGGGCCGCGAAAAAUGGGUCUACAACCCGCCUCUCGCGGAGCAUAGCUCGACCUCGACCUCCCAAAGUGCCCCGCCUUACCAUCCCGCACGCGCAAUGGUCCAAAUCAUACGCGACCUCCUCCGAGUCCUCGACAGGAUCACCUGGUCUGCGGAUGCGUGUCUCCACUCUUUUCACUAUCCUUCUCGGAGUCGGAAUUGCCGCCACAUCAUAUGGGAUCUAUGACUUUUACGCGACUUUUACCAUGUGGCCCAAGGAGGUGCGCGAAGACUUGCGCGCAGGGAUCAAAGCGAAGCAUCAGGGCGAGCUGGACUUGAGCGAGAGGUAUCUCCGACGAGCAUGGCAGACCGCACGAGAGCUCCCCAUCACCGCCUUCUCCCAAGAGCCCUAUCUCAAGCUGAGCGGCAUCGCCAUUGUUCUCGCGGAGGUCCUCGAGUCCACCAACCGGCCGGAACAGGCGUACGAGACCUACAGCACCGCACUCGCCCUCCUUCGCGCUGCCGAAGCCCAGCCGCAGACACAACUGUCCGGCCGUGAGCGCAUGCGCACCGUCGCGCUUGCGCACAAGCUCGGGGAGAUGGCGGAGGUCUAUCAGCGCGAGCCCGAAGAAGUCGAGCACUUCCUCACGUUCGCCGUCGAGGAAGCGCUGCGCAUGCUGAAGGACGCCGGCGGGGUGGACGUCAAGGGUAAGCAGAAGGCGGGCGCGGGAGAAGACGCGACUGUCAUGCUGGCGGAGCUGGAGAUGCCGUGGUGGGUGCGGAAGGUGGACGUCGCUGCGCCGUUGGAGGCUCUGGGACGAUUCUACGCGAGAGAGAACAAGCCCCAAUACGCGACGACGCUGUAUUUGCAGACGGUCGGCCUGCUGAUGCAGCCUUCUCCGGGGGAGAAAGAGGCGAACGUCGAAGACCGAUGCCGAGCGGCUCAGGUCAUGAACAACCUGUCUGACAUUAUGUCGCGAGGACCGCCGCCCUCCAACAUUCAUAACGCGGAAGCAUGGGCGCGGAAAGCACAAGACGUCAUUGAAAAGACACGAACAAUGUCUGGUGCCCGGAGGAACCCGGAAGCCAUGAUGCUCUGUGAACAAACGUACGCCGCUGUAUUGUUCAACUUGGGUGCGCUCCUAGAAAUGUCCGGGCAGCUGGAAGACGCGAAGAAGUCAUUUGAAGAGACAGUGGCACACUCGAAGAAGAUCGGGUUGCGCACGGGCUUGAUGGAGGCCCGCGCGGCAUUGCGUAGGGUGGAGCGGGCGCAGACAAGAACUGGACGGGAGUCCCGGAGUACCACUUAG